AUGCUUCUUCAGCUGCUGUUAUGGGCGACCCUGCUCUGUCAAAUCUGCGAUGGAAAGGCCUUCCCUCAACGACACAAGAGGACGGUUUGGAGACCUAAUAUGCGACAAAUUGAGCCGGUCAAAGACCCUUCUCCGUCGUUUUCUCUUCUAGCUCCAGCAAAAAUAAGGCCUGGAACAAAACAGAACAUCCUGGUGGAGGGACACAACCUGGCACAGGUGGUAGAAGUCACUGUUGUGGUUUACGACUAUCCAAACUCCCAAACUGCCUUGUCGCGGGGCUCGGUUUUCCUCAGUUCAGACAACAACUACAGCGCCCUGCAAACCCUAGAGAUCAACCCAAAUUUGCUACUUCCAGAUGGAAAAAAGAAGUAUGUGAAGCUCGUUGCUCAGUUCGGCAACAUCUAUCGUGCAGAAAAAGUAAUAGCGGUGUCGUUCCGCUCCGGACACAUCUUUAUUCAGACCGACAAACCUAUUUACAACCCUGGAGACAAAGUGCGUUUCAGGGCUUUUGUGUCUGAUUUGGAGUUUCGUUCUUCUGAGAGAACCAUAUCUCUGGAGAUUCAGAAUCCAGAUGGAAUUGCGGUGCAUGGUAUUGGGAGAGUUAAAGCAAUCGAUGGGGUCUUUUCUGACAUCUUCUCACUGUCUACUGUAGUCAAGUAUGCAUUCAGAAUAGUUCAGUUGUGUUUGCUUCCAGCAUUCAACGUCACACUUACUCCUAAAACAUCCCACCUUAGUCUGGAUGCAGAGAAGUUGGAAGUUGAAAUAACAGCCAGGUAUCUUUAUGGCGCGCAAGUGAAGGGUGUUGCGUAUGUGCUGUUUGGUAUUGAAAUUAAUGGUGAAAAGAAGAGACUCACAUCCAUGAAGCAAAUUGAUGAUGUACUAAAUGGAGGAAGUGUUAGUUUGACUAUGGAGGAGAUAAAGAGAGCUUAUCCUGACAUAAACAGCCUCUUGGGGUCUACGGUGUAUGUUAAAGCAUCAGUAUUGACUAGUUCAGGUAGCGAUCUUGUGGAAGCAGAGAAAUCCGGCAUUAAAAUCGUAAAUUCACCCUACAUGCUUACCAUCAAGGACACACCAAAAUAUUAUAAACCUGGUCUGCCGUUAGCCAUGACGGUUAUCGUGAGUAACCAUGAUGGAUCUCCAACUCAUAAUAUUCCUGUUAAAGUCACCUUUCUUGAAAGUCCAAUCAGUGUCCACAGUGGCACCAUCAACAUUCACAUCAACAUGCCGAAAACGCACAUACUGUAUGGCAAUUCCCAGAUAUUGAAAGUGGAGACAGUGGAUCCGUCACUGAAACCAGAACAGCAGGCCAUUCAAGAGGUAUACGUCAAGCCAUAUUCUACUUUUAGCGGUCACGAUAACUACUUGCACGUCUCAGUGGGAGCAAGUCGAGUGGUGGUCGGUGGCAGUAUCAGCAUCCAAGUGUACAUCAAAUCCUCUUUACCAAACCACAGAGCACUCGUGGAGCAUCUCACAUACAUUGUGUUAAAUAAGGGGAAAAUAAUUCAGGCUGGUAGAGUGAAUGUCAAAGGCCAGGACGUAACAAGCGUUCAUCUGCUCAUUACCUCAGAAAUGCUACCUGCAUUUCGGUUUGUGGCGUAUUACGUUUUGCCAUGGCAGCAUAGGGCUGAAGUGGUGGCAGACUCAGUGUUUGUUGAUGUGGAGGACCGGUGUGUAGGUUCGCUUAAUGUUGGACCAGUGGAUGGAGAAAUUGUCAGUUCUUACUCACCAGGCAGCAGCUUUAAAUUUCAAGUGAAAGGUGAUGUUGGAGCAAAGGUCAGCCUGGUAGCUGUGGAUAAUGCCAUCUUCUUGUUGAGUAAAAACCGCUUGACGCAGAAAAAGGUGUGGGAAGUGGUGGAUCAGGCUGAUAUGGGCUGCACCGCAGGAGGAGGCAAGGAUAAUAUGGGUGUUUUCAGUGAUGCAGGACUGAUGUUUCACUCCAGCACAGGAGGUUCAACUGACUCCAAAGAAGACUGCUCCAGUAAAACUAAACGACGAAGACGUUCUGCAGCCAAACUGCAGCUCAGAGAUCAGCUCGAGAAGGCCUAUUCAGAUGAGCUCCUGCAGAGGUGUUGUGUAGAUGGCAUGAAGGAGAUUCCCAUGCCGUAUUCAUGCUACCGUCGCUCUCUCUACAUCACCGAGGACUGGAGCUUUUUUUUUGUGAGGGAUAGAAUACUACAAUCCAUGCCAAAGCUGCAUGCCGAAGCUAAUGUCAUCGGAGUUCGUCAGGACAGUUAUCGGGAAGUCAUUGUAGAAGAAGAGGAAGAAGAGGGGGCUUCAGUGUUUGAGGAAGAUGAUUUGGCUGAUCUUGAGGAUAUUUAUGUGCGCAGCAAGUUUUUUGAGUCGUGGUUGUGGACCGAUAUCAGACUGCCUAGCACUGCCAAGUCUGAUGGGUUGGCUGUGCUUCCAGUGGACACCGUUCUUCCAGACAGUAUCACACAGUGGGGGUUUCUAGCUGUCAGUGCCUCACCUGAGAAAGGUGUCUGUGUAGCUGAACCAUAUAACGUCCGCGUGUGGAAGCCGUUCUUUAUCGACCUGCGUUUGCCUCACUCAGUGUCCAGAAAUGAACAAGUGGAAAUCAAAGCUGUGAUCCACAACUACAAGAACUCAACACUGGAGGUUCGUUCCACACCAUCAGUAGUGAUGGUGAUCCUGGAGAAGACAGAGGACAUGUGUAGUGUGGCCUAUACGGGACAGCACAGACAGCAGGUUACAGUUGCAGCCGGUUCCUCUAAACUCAUUACAUACACCAUCAUCCCUCUGAAAACAGGGGAGCUCCCUUUACAGGUCACUGCUGUCGCUGCCUCGUUCAUGGGUCAAGAUGCAGUGAAGAAGAAUCUACGUGUAGUAGUUGAAGGCAUUCAGACACUUAAAGUGAGGAGCUUUGUGUUGAACCCAUCAGAGAAAGGAGGCAGUGCUGGGCAACAGUUGAUUCAAGUCAAGAAGAUGCAGUUGGAUGCUGUUGUGCCAAAAUCUAUACCAGAGACAUUCGUCAAUGUCAGAGGUGAUUUGCUGGCAGACAGUAUUGAUAACUCCAUUAAGGAGGACUCGUUGGCAGCAUUGAUCCGGAUGCCUGGAGGCUGUGUGGAGCAGAACCUGGCCAGAAUCACUCUGCCCCUCAUCGCAGCUCAUUACCUGGACCGCAGUGCAGACUGGGAGAUCGUGGGAAUUAGUCGCAGAGAAGAGGCCAUCAAAUACAUACAGAGAGGUUAUGAAAAUCAACUUAACUACAAAAAAUCAGACGACUCGUACCCUCCCUACGCCAAUGAAGGCACCAGCACAUGGAUCACUGCGUAUGUGGUGAAGGUUUUCUCCAUGGUGCAUUCAUUCAUUAACGUCAAUGAGAAGCAUCUGUGUGGCCCUCUGCUCUAUUUACUCAAGAAUAAACAGGGUUAUGAUGGAACUUUUCAAGAGAACAAUCCUGUUUAUGACACCAGUAUGACGGGAGCUAUGCGGGGAUCUGAAUACAAAGCAUCUUUGACUGCAUUUGUGCUCAUUGCUUUAGCAGAGGCACAAGAUAAAGUUACUUGCCAAGAUCAAGAAGUCAACAUACGGGAUAAGUCUAGACAGGCAGCAGGGUAUCUGACAGAGCAUUUCUCCCGGCUGACCAGGCCAUAUACAGCAGCUAUAGCAUGCUAUGCGCUAGCCGUAUCGAACAACGCCUGCGUGAAGAGCAUGUUGCUCAAAUUUGCCUCACCUGAUCAUUCCCACUGGCCUGAUUCAAACAAUUAUUUUUUCACACUGGAAGCUACAGGCUACGCACUGCUAGCGCUGAUCAAAAGUGGCCACAUGGAAGAGGCAGAAGCUCCAUUUCGAUGGCUGAAUGAGCACCGUGGCAUUGGUGGAGGAUACGGCUCUACUCAGUCCACCAUGGUGGUUCUUCAGGCCCUGUCUGAGUAUCUAGUGAAGAGGCCUCCUCCGUCAGACCUCAAUUUGUUGGUUCAGCUCAGCGUUCCUGGUCGGAGUGAUGUUCGCUGGACCUUCAAUCCCAACUUGGCUUAUGUGGCCCGUUCUUCACGAGUCCCUCUUGAUCAGGAAUUCUCAGUGGCGGCUUCUGGGAACGGCAAGGGUGUUUUGGAGGUAGUGACGGUUUACCAUCAGCUUCCUGAUGUGUAUGAGAACAGCACAUGCAACGGCUUUCAGCUGGACGUCUCUAUCGCUGAGACUAAUGAAAAAACCUCAUCGGAUGUAGAAAAGUCCUUCAGACUCAAUGUCAAUGUGAGGGCUCUGGAAGAACGGCAAGUGAGGAUGGUUAUUCUGGACAUCGGCCUGCCUACAGGCUUUGAACCUGAAAACUCUGAUUUAGAGUUGCUUACAAAUUCAGUGGAUCGCUACAUCAACAACUUCCAAGUGGUGGACAACCUGAGCGACAGAGGAUCCCUCAUAAUUCACCUGUUCAAGGUGUCCAACAAAGAGGCAGAAAUCAUCUCAUUCAGACUCAAUCAGAGGUUUAAAGUGGGGCUCCUUCAGCCUUCCACAGUCAAAGUUUACCAGUACUACAACAAAGAUAAAAGCUGUAGCAGGUUCUACUCUCCUCCUGAAGACAAACAGCAGCUGGAUCAGAUCUGUGAAGGCGACGUGUGCCGCUGCUCGCAGGGUGACUGUUGUGUAAUGAAGGAAGACUUCGCAUUUUUUGGUAAAGAGCAGAGGAAUGCCGCUGUAUGCAACGGAUUACAUCAUGCCUACAGAGUCAAGCUGAUCAGCAUCAGCCAGAGUCACUAUUACCAGUAUGAGAUGGAGAUUGUGCAGGUUAUUAAAGAAGGGACGGAGGAAGGUCUGAAUGAGAAGGAGAGGAGGAUGUUCCUCUCUCAUGCAAGCUGCAGGACCAGACUUAAUUUGAAAGAGGGUCAGGAGUAUCUGGUCAUUGGGCCGAUCACUGAUGUUUGGAAUGCAGGGAGCACAGUGUCCAACAAGUAUGUGUAUACGCUUGGGAAAGAGACGUGGGUUGAGCGCUGGCCAGAUGAGUCUGAAUGUGGAUCAACACUGCAGAAGAAAUGUGACGAGCUGAAGAGCUUUGCAAAGAAACUGAUUGAAGACGGCUGUCAGGCUUGA
This is a messenger RNA of Danio rerio (zebrafish), 5049 nucleotides long. It is a transcript of the gene c3b.1, whose product is annotated as complement C3b, tandem duplicate 1. NCBI's taxonomy places the organism in Eukaryota, Metazoa, Chordata, Actinopteri, Cypriniformes, Danionidae. Gene Ontology annotation, molecular function: endopeptidase inhibitor activity. The record is from RefSeq and is marked validated. Gene Ontology annotation, cellular component: extracellular region.